This is a messenger RNA of Penicillium lagena, 1317 nucleotides long. RefSeq names its product coproporphyrinogen oxidase (gene hem13). The record is from RefSeq and is a predicted model, not a curated record. Gene Ontology annotation, molecular function: coproporphyrinogen oxidase activity. The transcript has 2 exons. Lineage: Eukaryota; Fungi; Ascomycota; Eurotiomycetes; Eurotiales; Aspergillaceae. Gene Ontology annotation, cellular component: cytoplasm; mitochondrial intermembrane space. Bases 1 to 1317 code for a protein of 438 amino acids.
AUGGCCUCCCGAUCAGUCAUGCCUCUGUGGAGAUCGCUAGCCCGACUCCCCAUCCCGAAUGCUCGGGCUGCUGGUCGUCGCAUGGGCAGACAGGUGCGCGGAUAUGCCACAGAGCAAAAACAGCGCGAAGCGCAGCAAUUCACAGUCUGGAGACCCUACCUGCGGCUCGCAGUUGGGGUGCCUUUCAUCGGCGCGAUUAUAUACUCCAUGAUGACAGGUGAGAUAACCGAGCUCGACUCUCCCUCCAUUGUCGAACUCGACGAAGCCCUGAAAAAAACCUCAACCAUCAACGAGUCCUCGCCCAUGCGCCUGCGCAUGGAGAAGCUCAUCAAGGAACACCAGCAGAAAAUCAUCGAGGAACUCGGCAGGAUCGAUGGCCAGCAGUUCCGAACGGAUACCUGGACGCGUCCCAAUGGCGGCGGCGGUAUCUCAUGCGUGCUGCAGGACGGGAACGUGUUUGAGAAGGCCGGCGUGAACGUCUCCGUGGUCUAUGGAGAACUGCCGCGGGCAGCAAUUGAGAAAAUGCGCGCGGACCAUAAGUCUUUCGUCGGGGCUGAGGUGGACUCCCUCAGUUUCUUUGCUGCGGGCCUCUCGCUGGUCUUGCAUCCGCAUAACCCGAUGGCUCCCACAGUGCACCUGAACUAUCGGUAUUUUGAGACCUCGGAUCCGAAAGAUCCCAUCAAUGGAGACAAGAAUUGGUGGUUUGGGGGUGGCACAGAUUUGACCCCGUCAUACCUGUUCCCCGAAGACGUGCAACACUUCCACAAGACGAUCAAGGACGCCUGCGACCGCCACGACGCGACAUACUACCCCAAGUUUAAAGCCUGGUGCGACAAGUAUUUCUACUUGCCUCACCGUGGCGAGUCCCGCGGAGUUGGCGGCAUUUUCUUUGAUGACCUCGACGCCAACUUCCUGCAGGCCUCUGCCGGAUCGUCGUCUAAUCCUCAGGAGACGCUGUUCUCCUUUGUUUCCGACGGACUGGCCUCUUUCCUGCCAUCAUAUGUGCCCAUCAUCGAACAGCGAAAAGAUAUGCCCUUUACCUCGGCGCAGAAGGAGUGGCAGCAGCUUCGUCGGGGCCGCUAUGUGGAAUUUAAUUUGGUCUAUGACCGGGGUACCAGCUUUGGCCUGCGCACGCCCAAUGCCCGUGUUGAAAGCAUCCUGAUGAGUCUUCCGCGCACUGCCAGUUGGGCUUACAUGGAUCCCGUCUCCGGUACACGGACCGAGACUAUGCCUACGGAUGAAGAGGAAUUGGGUGAAGACAAGACCAGCGAAAAGGAGCUGAUGGACGUGCUGCGACAUCCCCGGCAAUGGGUAUAG